This is a messenger RNA of Endocarpon pusillum Z07020, 3240 nucleotides long. RefSeq lists its product as uncharacterized. Gene Ontology annotation, cellular component: nucleus; membrane. The record is from RefSeq and is a predicted model, not a curated record. Bases 1 to 3240 code for a protein of 1079 amino acids. Gene Ontology annotation, molecular function: transcription cis-regulatory region binding; protein binding; metal ion transmembrane transporter activity. The transcript has a single exon. Lineage: Eukaryota; Fungi; Ascomycota; Eurotiomycetes; Verrucariales; Verrucariaceae. Gene Ontology annotation, biological process: metal ion transport; positive regulation of transcription by RNA polymerase II; transmembrane transport.
AUGAGCGAGAAUUUUUUGAGGAUUGGACUUAUGCGAAGCGCGGAAAAGGGUCGGAUUGCCGCAACACAGUAUCUCUUAAGGGAGGGCGCAAAAACAGACGUCGUAGCAGCUAACAGGUUAUCUCCUUUGCUUCGCGCAGUUGAACAUAAUCAUGUCGGAAUCGUGCAGCUUUUGCUUGAUCAUGGAGCUUCCACUGAGACCGCCGACAAGAAGGGCAGAACGGCCCUGAUGACCGCCGCUUGGAAAAAUCACUGGCACAUCCUUCAGCUCCUUCUUUCCAGAGGAGCAAAUGUCCAUGCAAAAGAUUUGAAGAAGAGGAAUAUUUUACACAAUCUCGCCGCUGACAAGCAAUGCGAUUGGGGAGAAGACGUGCUUGGCCUUCUUCUAAAACUCGAUAUCUGUAUCGAUGGUCGGGAAGCACAAGAUAACCUUGGCCGCUCUCCUUUACACUGGGCUUGUGCGACAGGGAAGAAGCGCUUUGCAGAGAAACUUCUUAGCAGGCCUCGACAUCCUGGGGCAAAUGUCAAUGCCACUGAGAUAAGAUCGAAGACUUCACUACAUAUUGCAGCCGCCCAUGACAGGGAUGAUCUGGUAGAACUCCUUCUUACCUACCAUGCGGACGUCAAUGCAAGGAGCGACGGCGGGUGGACUCCGCUUCAUAAUGCAUGCGAGAAGGGAUCUGAAAAGAUCGUCCGAAUGCUACUACAGGCUGGCGCAGAGAUCAAUUCUAAGCUUCUCAAUGGGAUGACCGCGCUACAUUUAGCUGCUCAGGGAGGCCAUGCUGAUGUUGUUAAGUGCCUCCUCGAAUGCAAGGACGUGAACCUGACCACCAGGGAUACUUUUGGAAGUACGCCUCUAUUAAGAGCAGCUCAAUUCAGGCGCAAAGAUAUUGUCCAGCUGCUUGCCCCAUACAACCACGUCGAAGCCCUGUCAGAGGACGCAUUGGGCGCAUGCAAUGGGUUUGAUGCAACCAUUGUCGACUUCGGCAAUUAUCACAACGAAAACCAAGUAAAAAGAAGGACUGUAUACGAGUUGCUAUACGGGCGCGACCCAAAGGAUUCGAAUAAACACGCAAUCAGCACCCUUCCCUUUAACGUGAAGGCUACUAGAUUUCGAUGGAUCCAUCUUCCUGCGAAUAAUAUGGUUUGGGUCGAAGCACUACUCACCAAAAUCUUCAUCGAGGAAGGCGCGGGCGACGUAGAAGGCUUCAAAGCCCUCGAAAAAUCUUUCAGCCACCAGCACCGAGGACAGCGUACUCACUCACACUUUAUGAGACCACUAUCUCAGAGCACUCCACGGGCGCCGCGGCAGGACGAGGACGAUGAAACAGAGCAGAUGACACCCUCUGUCGUCGUUAAUGGUGCGACGAAAGAAGACAAGGUCCCCGAGACUCCAGUCAGGAUUUCGAAGAGUGGUAGCGAUCAGUCAAACUGCGCGGCACAUAUUGGUUUAAAGAACCACGCGACUGGCUCACAUAAUGAGACGAAAGGCAAGAGGAGGGUUAAGCGCGGUACAGAUGCACCAAAGAGUGAACAGGGUCGCAAAUCCAGUCUUCAAUUGGCGAACUCUAUUGUAAGAUCACGCAGAUCACCAGGAUCACCAUCGAGAAAAGAUUUUAUGCAUUUUGCGAAAAGCAACAUUUACACUUUUAUGCCCUACCUGCAUUUUGAGACCGACACGCGACGACAAGAAAUGCAAGAGGCCAUCAGACAUGCGGAAACCCUGAAAGCUCGUCCAGCGCUCACAAAGGCUCGAACCUACGACGAAAUGCUUCUCCGAGCUCACCUGAGCGCUUCGAACACCUCUUUGCAUGUUCGUCGGACCCUAGACCAGUUCUUUUACCACAACAUCGACACACAAAGUCGAGACUGUGAUCAGGUGGUGUAUCGCUAUCAGACCAAAGGCAGGGACCAAGAGUAUCCCAGGAUAGAUCCCAAGGUCUUCAUGGUGGAUCAAUUGUGGAUGUGGACAUUGGGUAAAGACCUGAUCGUUACGAGCUUUCCGCAACGAUGGCAACAACCCAAGAACGAUCCUCUUAAUGUUCUCGAUAACAUAAUUGAGGAUAUAAACUCAAAGACUAGAGAGCCAGUGAAGUCUGUCUACGACCUGGCCAUGAUUAUUACCGGCCGAUGUUGCGGCGCCUUCGACCGCCACAGGAUGGGCGAUGCAGACUAUCAGUUCCUCGAUAUGUUUGAAUCUUCUAUAGGCAGCGCCACCGACCGUGAAACAACACUGUUCAAUGAAUUCAAUGAUGCUUCCGUCCAAGCGUCUGAAUGGCUGAAGCACCACCGCAGACCAAACCGCUUCUCCCGCAACCUCGGGUCCUCAGCCGAGAAAGAAGAUAAAUUCAAAUUUGAAGACCAUAACCGUCGACCCCUCUUCGUUGACAAACUCCUUGACAUCGGCCAGGAAAUCAAACUUCUUACCGAGAUCAAGGACAUCCGCGACGAGCUCAACAUGAUCCGCAUGGUGCUCCAGUACCAACUUCAAGUCCUUCCCGACCUCCAAGAAGCCAUCUUUGACAUCUUUAAAGAGGAGCACCGCUCGCACCAAGAAAUCAAGAAGCAUAUCAAAGAUCAGCAAAAGAUCGUUGACGUGCACAUCAAAGAUCUUGACCGCAUGGACAGGCAAGCUGAGCGCAUCUAUGAUUCCAUCACCGACCUCCUUGAUCUUAAACAGAAGCAUGCGAACGCUUUCGAAGCGCGCUUCGCCAGGGAUCAAGCUGCCGGCACAGCGCGUCAAGGCCAGACGAUCAUGGUCUUCACCAUUGUGACCAUCAUUUUCCUGCCCCUGUCCUUCAUAGCCGCAUUCUUUGCUAUCGACAUUCAAGAGUUCCCACGAAACGUAGACGGCUCGCAGAGACUCCAUCUCUCAUAUGUCGCGCAGUAUAUGUUUGGCAUUGGCUUCGCAAUCUCGAUUCCGCUCGUGCUCAUCGCGUUGUCGCUGGACGAUAUUGGAGACCUCUACCGGGAGGCGAUCAGACGGUUGCGGCGGAAGAGAUUGGGUAGAGAAAGGCAGCCACCUCAGAUUGAUGAUGCCGGAAGGGCAGUUGGGGUUCUGAAGAUGGAGCAGGCGUCGACGGUCGCAAGAAGCGUGGGCGGGAGUAUGGAAACAAGUUGGGUUGGGAGCUUGUUGCCUGUGGCAAGGAGAACGACGGGGGAGAGCGAGAGGAGCAGGAGACGUUUCAUAUUCAGGAAUAGUGUGGAUACUGAGAGAAGGGAUGGACUACGUCUCCACUGA